This is a messenger RNA of Aegilops tauschii subsp. strangulata, 2130 nucleotides long. RefSeq names its product vacuolar fusion protein MON1 homolog. Gene Ontology annotation, biological process: vesicle-mediated transport; protein targeting to vacuole. Lineage: Eukaryota; Viridiplantae; Streptophyta; Magnoliopsida; Poales; Poaceae. The record is from RefSeq and is a predicted model, not a curated record.
UAACCCGAUGACCGGUGAUAGAUCGACCUCCUCCUCCUCCACCCCCCUCCCUCUCCCUCACUAGUCCCACUCCCUCCGCGGCCAUGGAUCCGGCCCCCGAUCCGCCCGCCGCCGACGAGGCCCUGGCGGCGCUGUCCCUCCGCGGCGCCUACCUGCCCGCGGACUUCGCCGCCGCCGCCGGCGGCCACGAGAUCGCCGACGAGGAGGACGAGGACGACGAGGGGUACGUGACGGCGGCGUCCAGGGGCGGGAGCAGCACGGCCGCGUCCCGGCGGAGGGAGGAGUUCGAGGGGCUCGAGGAGGAGGAGGAGGACGCCUACGGCGACGCCGGCCCGCCCAGCCCCAGCAGCAGCGGCUACGCCGGCGAGCGCGGCAGCAGCGUCGCCUCCAGCGCCGGCGCCGGCGGCGGCAUCGAGGAGGCCGAGCCCGACCCCGCCCCGCCCCUCCCCCCCGGCGCCGAGGACUGGGCGCGCGGCAAGAAGCACGCCGACGAGGACGAUGGUUCAGCUUCAUGGAGGAAGAGGAAGAAGCAUUUCUUCAUCUUGAGCAACUCCGGCAAGCCGAUAUACUCUAGGUAUGGGGAUGAGCACAGGUUAGCUGGGUUUUCUGCUACACUGCAAGCGAUUGUUUCUUUUGUGGAGAACAGUGGUGAUCAUAUCAAAUUUGUGAGAGCUGGAAAACAUCAGAUAGUUUUCCUUGUCAAAGGUCCCAUAUAUUUAGUUUGUAUAAGUUGCACUGAAGAGACGUUUGAAGGAUUGAGGGGCCAACUAGAGCUCAUGUAUGGUCAGAUGUUGCUUAUUUUGACAAAGUCGGUCAACAGGUGCUUUGAGAAGAAUCCCAAAUUUGAUAUGGCACCACUUCUAGGUGGCACAGAUGCGGUUUUCCUAUCUCUUAUACGUGCAUUCAGCUGGAAUCCCGCUACAUUUCUUCAUGCAUACACAUGCCUUCCCCUUGCCCAAGCAACAAGACAGGCUGCUAGCGCAGUUUUGCAGGACAUUGCUGAUUCGGGAGUUCUGUUUGCACUGUUGAUGUGUGAUCACAAGGUUAUUAGUCUUGUGGGAGCACAAAAGGCAACUUUGCAUCCUGAUGAUAUAUUACUACUUGCAAAUUUCAUAUUGUCGUCCGAAUCUUUUAGGACUUCGGAGUCUUUUUCACCCAUAUGCUUGCCAAGAUACAAUCCUAUGGCCUUCCUAUACGCUUAUGUUCAUUUUUUUGAUGAAAAUACUUACUUGACUCUUCUUACUCCGAGAUCAGAUGCCUUCUUUGAUUUGAAAGAUUCAAGGGCCCGCAUUCAGGAUGUUCUAUUGAAAUCAAAUGUCCUUCUCGAAGUCCAAAGGUCUUUGCAUGAGAAUGUACUGCGUGUUGAAGAUGUCCCCAUUGAUCCUACUUCUCAAUCUACAUCAGCUCCUGCACAGUCUUCUCAAGGCCUAAAUUCUCAACCGUUGUCUUCUGAUGAGGCAAUUGGUGGACCAGCUGGACUUUGGCAUUUUAUAUACAAAAGUGUCUAUCUUGAUCAGUACGUAUCGUCUGAGUUUGCCUUGCCCAUAAAAAAUCCCAAGCAACAGAAGAGAUUGUACAAGGCUUAUCAAAAGGUUUAUGCUUCCAUGCAUGAUAAAGCAACUGGUCCGCACAAAACUCAAUUCAGAAGAACUGAGGAUUAUGUUAUGUUGAGCUGGAUAACCCAGGAUUUUGAGCUGUAUGCAGCCUUCAGUCCACUGGCCGACAAGACCCAAGCGAUCAAGAUAUGCAACAGAGUAUGCCAGUGGAUCAGGGAUUUAGAGGACAGAGUGUUCAUAUACGGAGAAAGCACCAUUGCCUGGUGAUAUUUUGUCUUGCAAUACCAUCACUGUUGGGGAGAUGUAUGAGGUUUGUCUCUGUAACAUUCGCAAAUGUGGCCUGUUUUAUUCUUGAUGAUCAUUGUUCAAGACAAGUUCAAGCCAAUAAUUGGUCUUCCCUGUGCAUCCCGUCGAUGCGAUCGGGUGCCAUUUCUCAUUUAUGCGGCCUGUAACCUCCUAAUUCCCCAUGGAAUCCAGAUUACAUCAUCUAUAUGGGUUUCUUUUCUGUUCUUCUGUAUGUUCAAUCAAUUCAGAAAAAGUUCAGUCUACAAAGAUUACAGAACUUUUCAUAGUA